Molecule: messenger RNA, 2208 nt
Organism: Arctia plantaginis
Lineage: Eukaryota; Metazoa; Arthropoda; Insecta; Lepidoptera; Erebidae
Source: the annotation of a GenBank genome assembly
AUGGAUAUAAAUAAGGAAAAUGAGGAUGAAAACAAAACACUAGACAAAAAGCAAAUUGAGGCAGAAGAAAAAGAAGUUAUGCUAAAAGUUGAAGAGGCCAAUAUCAAUCCUGCCGAGUUCAAAGCGGAUGAAGGCCCUGUUAAGACAGCUCUUUCCGGUGAUUUAACAGAGCAAGGUCGCGAAGUAAAGCCAAAGUUUAUACCUAUAGGCGCUAUUAAGAUGCCGGGUUUUUUCACUAAGAAUUCUGAUAAAGAUAAAUCUAAAGACGAAGAAGCAGCUAUUGAAAAAGAUACAGACCAUGAGAAGUCUGAUGAGAGUACUCAAGUUAAAGAACCCCGCUUCCAAUUUUUUAAUAAAAUGAAGAAGUUCUUAAACCAUUCUGAAGAUGGUGAAGACAAAGAAGAACGGAAAAAGGGUGGUCUGUUCAACUUGAAAUACCCAAAGGUUUUUCAAAAAAAUGAAACUGACAAUGCAGAAAUUACUCUUGCAUCUAUGGAGACAUUGGACGAUAAGCUAGACACAACUAAUGAUGGCAUGGAGACGGUAAAGCUGGAGUCACCUGAAACAGAAGAAGGAAAAGUUGUUACCGCUCUCCCACUUAGAGAAAGAAUUCGUCAGAGGAAAUUUAUCGUAGAUGAUAUCAUGGUUUGCAUCAUAGUUCUACUGGUCAUGCUUGCCGUUAUCAUAGCGAUUGUGGUUGGAGCUAGGGCCGGACCACCGAUAGAACGGCCUCUGCGUCUAGGACGUUUCAUUACCACUUUUACAAGUUGUGGACCUGUUGAAGGAGUCUUGGAUGAAGGAGUCUACAAGUUUUACAGUAUACCUUAUGCUGUUCCACCAGUUGGACAAAGAAGGUUCACAUAUGCUCAACCCUUAAAUAAUAUCUCCCAUUGCUGGAAUGAUACUUUAAAUGCAAGGAGAAAAGGUCCUCUAUGCCUACAAUUUCUGGAAAAUGUUACCAUCACAGGUGACGAAAACUGUUUGACACUUGACGUGGUUACUCCUCACGUAAGGUAUGAUACUCCAUUACCAGUUGUGGUUCUAAUUGGAGCCAAUUCAUUGACUGGUGGCAUAAGUCCAGCGCAGCCCUCCGCAUUGUAUGCCCGCACUAAAGAAGUUGUAUUCGUACGUCCCAAUUUUAGAUUGGGUCCUUUUGGAUUCCUGGCUCUUGAUGUUUUGUCAAAUAGUAGAUAUCCCGCUAUAUCUGGAAAUUACGGCCUCAGUGAUUUAUUAGCAGCAUUGCAAUGGGUACAGUUAAACAUUAAACACUUUGGAGGUGACCCAGAUUCAGUAACACUAUUGGGUCACAGAGCGGGUGCAACAUUGACGGCUGCUUUGACAACUGUUAGUCAAGCUCAGAAGUUAUACUCCAGAGUAUGGCUUUCUUCUCCUUCAGUCAUAUUUCCUGGGGAACCACUAGAACAAUCCCAAAAAUUAAAUGAUAGGUUCAAGCCAAUGACCAAAUGUAAUGAUGCUGAAUGUCUGCGUCGUAUAUCUACAACACAAAUUCUAACCCCCGAUAUUUGGUUGGAGUCCAAUAUGGGAGAUUUACCUAAACUUAACGAGCCGAGGCAUACGUUGUUAGUAUUAGAUGGAGAAUUGCUUAGAAUCCAUGCAUAUGAUACCUGGAAAGAAGCAAAAUUAUCAGGGAAAGAAAAAGCUUUCAAGCCUAUUGUAUUCGGAACAACACAACAUUCUAGUCAGUCUGUUCUCUUAAUGAAAAAGUAUUUGAAAUGGGCCCCCAAUAUUGUAGAGAAAGUGGUAAAUGAUAGUGUUAUUGGCGAGAAGAAUUUAACAUCUUCUGUAUUUACACACGUGAAUAAAAGUUACGAAGGUUUGGUGGAGUUAAUCUCAUCCAUCCGUACAUUAUGUCCUUUAGUAAGUCUUGCUCGAAUGCGUCUUGAAGUUCCGUUGUACGUAGUAAUGGGAACAGGUGCCGGCGGUGGUAAGGGUGGAUCAGGAAUAGCUAAUGUCAACGCCGACAUUGAAGCAAUUCUUGGCACAUUUGAUUCAGAAAAACCAGAGCAACGACGAUUUAUGUCAGCCAUGCAACACCUAUUUUACUAUUACGUCUGGGAUGGCCAUUUACCGGGGCCUGAGAGCAGUUUAAUGCAGGUAGGCCAAGAUGUACUUCCUCUAAAUGGUAUCCCACUAUGCGAUUUACUCAUUAAAGAAGAUAUUGUACCAAGGUAUGCACACAUUGACUAA